AUGCCCGUGCGCCGGGGCCAUGUGGCCCCCCAGAACACCUACCUGGACACCAUCAUCCGCAAAUUUGAAGGGCAAAAUCGCAAGUUCCUCAUCGCCAAUGCGCAGAUGGAGAACUGUGCCAUCAUCUACUGCAACGACGGCUUCUGCGAGAUGUUCGGCUACUCGCGGGUGGAGGUGAUGCAGCGGCCAUGCACCUGCGACUUCCUCACGGGGCCCGACACCACCAAGAACUCCAUCGCGCAGCUCACGCAGGCCUUGCUGGGCUCCGAGGAGUGCAAGCUGGAGAUCCUCUACUACCGCAAAGACACCUCCUGCUUCCGCUGCCUGGUGGACGUGGUGCCGGUGAAGAACGAGGAAGGCGUCGUCAUCAUGUUCAUCCUCAACUUCGAGGACCUGGCGCAGCUGGUGGCCAAGAGCGCGGGGCGCAGCCUGCACCACCGGCUCUCGCAGAGCUGGCGCUCGGAGGCUUCUCACGUCAAACCCAACCCCCCAAACUCCACCUCAGACUCGGAUCUCAUGAAGUACCGAACCAUCAGCCAGAUCCCCCAGUUCACACUCAACUUUGUGGAGUUCAACCUGGAGAAGCACCGUUCGGGCUCCACCACGGAGAUUGAGAUAAUCGCACCCCACAAAGUGACAGAGCGCACCCAGAAUGUCACGGAGAAGGUCACCCAGGUGCUGUCCCUGGGGGCGGAUGUCCUUCCCGAAUACAAGCUGCAGGCCCCGCGCAUCCACCGAUGGACCAUCCUGCACUACAGCCCCUUCAAGGCUGUGUGGGACUGGCUCAUCCUCUUGCUGGUCAUCUACACGGCUGUGUUCACCCCCUACUCGGCCGCCUUCCUGCUCAACGAGGAGCAGGUGGAGGAGAAGCGCUGGGACUGUGGCUAUUCCUGCGACCCGCUCAACAUCAUCGACCUCAUUGUGGACAUCAUGUUCAUCGUGGACAUCGUCAUCAACUUCCGCACCACCUAUGUCAACAUCAACGACGAGGUGGUGAGCCACCCGGGCAAGAUUGCCAUCCACUACUUCAAAGGCUGGUUCCUCAUCGAUAUGGUCGCAGCCAUCCCCUUCGACCUGCUCAUCUUCCGCUCUGGCUCCGAUGAGACCACCACUCUCAUCGGCCUCCUGAAGACCGCCCGGCUGCUGCGCCUGGUCCGCGUGGCCCGCAAGCUGGAUCGCUAUUCCGAGUACGGAGCAGCCGUGCUCUUCCUGCUCAUGUGCACCUUCGCCCUCAUCGCCCACUGGCUGGCCUGCAUCUGGUACGCCAUCGGCAACGUGGAGCGGCCCUACAUGGAGCACAAGAUCGGCUGGUUGGACAACUUGGGCGACCAGAUUGGCAAGCGUUACAACGACAGCGACCUCUCCUCUGGGCCGUCCAUCAAGGACAAGUACGUCACAGCGCUCUACUUCACCUUCAGCAGCCUCACCAGCGUGGGCUUCGGCAACGUCUCGCCCAACACCAACUCCGAGAAGAUCUUCUCCAUCUGCGUCAUGCUCAUCGGCUCGCUCAUGUACGCCAGCAUCUUCGGCAACGUCUCGGCCAUCAUCCAGCGCCUCUACUCGGGCACCGCUCGCUACCACACGCAGAUGCUGCGAGUCAAGGAGUUCAUCCGCUUCCACCAGAUCCCCAACCCGCUGCGCCAGCGCCUCGAGGAGUAUUUCCAGCACGCCUGGUCCUACACCAACGGCAUCGACAUGAACGCGGUGCUCAAGGGCUUCCCCGACUGCCUGCAGGCCGACAUCUGCCUGCACCUCAACCGCACRCUGCUGCAGAACUGCAAGGCUUUCCGGGGCGCCAGCAAGGGCUGCCUGCGCGCCCUCGCCAUGAAGUUCAAGACGACGCACGCACCUCCGGGGGACACCCUGGUGCACUAYGGAGACGUCCUCACCACCCUCUACUUCAUCUCCCGGGGCUCCAUCGAGAUCCUCAGGGAAGACAUUGUGGUGGCCAUUUUAGGGAAAAACGACAUCUUUGGGGAGCCCAUCAGCCUCUACGCCCGCCCGGGGAAGUCCAACGCGGACGUGAGGGCCCUGACGUACUGCGACUUGCACAAGAUCCAGCGGGAGGACCUGCUGGAGGUCCUGGACAUGUACCCGGCCUUCUCGGACAACUUCUGGAGCAACCUGGAGAUCACCUUCAACCUGCGCGAUGCAGACAGCGUGCCGCGCUCUCCGCUCAGCGAGGACUACGAGUGCACGCACCGGCGGGCCCGGCGGCACCAGCGCCCCGCGUGCCAGCCCGGCGGACACGGUGACGCGCGGUGCCGCCCCACAGAGGCGGCGGCGGACGCGGAGCGGUGCCCCGCGUACCCGGAGGCGGGCGGCGCGCAGCAGCCCCGCGGCGCGCAGCGCUGGGACGAGCCGCACAGCAGCAGCAGCGGCAGCGGCAGCCCCUGCUCCCGGAGCAGCGGGGAGGACGCCAAGCCCGGCAGCCCCGCGGGACCCUUCCCGGCACCGCGCAAGGCCGAUCUCGCCCUGCCCGCGCUCAGCCUCGUCGCCCCCAGCGCCGCGGAGCCCGCCAAGCAGGCAGCUGAAAGCAGCCGGCCCUACGCAGCCGCGCCGCUGGAYGUGCCCAGCGUGUUCACCUUCUGGGAGGAGCGCGAGGGGAACCCCGGCGUGGAGCCGCUGCCGCGCAUCUCCCUGCUGCACGGCACCCAGGACUUCCUGCCGCCCGACGACUACAGACCCGCACAGAUCGAGUCCAGGCUGGAGCUUCUGCAGGCCCAGCUCAGCAGGCUGGAGUCCAGGAUGGCGGCAGACAUGAACAUCAUUGUGCAGCUCCUGCAGCGCCAGCUGUCCCAAGUGCCGCCCGCCUACAGCCCCAUCUCGCCGUCCUGCCACAGCCUGGCCAUGCUGGGCGUGCUGCCGCGGGGCCUGGAGCCGCUGGCGCCCUGCACGGCGCUGCAGCGCCAGGAGCAGGCGGCCCCGACGCAGAGCCCCAGCUACACAGAGGUGGAGAAGUUCCACUUGAAAUCCAGGGACUCCUUGUCAAGCGGAAUCCACCUGACCGUAGCGUCCGACGAAACCAUGACCAUCUCCUCGGAGCAGGAGCACCAUUCCCCAACGACCCCGAACGCCGAGCCCCCGCACCAACGGGCACCAGCCCCCCAGGGACUCUGCCAGGCCUCCCGCUUCCCGUCCCUCCCCGAGCACUUGGAGGCGCCUUCGGAGCCGCGGGACAUUCAGAGACACCGCUCGGACCCGGUGCUCCCCGCGAGUUAG
Molecule: messenger RNA, 3222 nt
Organism: Nothoprocta perdicaria
Lineage: Eukaryota; Metazoa; Chordata; Aves; Tinamiformes; Tinamidae
Gene: KCNH6
Product: potassium voltage-gated channel subfamily H member 6
Exons: 14
Coding region: 1-3222 (1073 amino acids)
Biological process (GO): regulation of ventricular cardiac muscle cell membrane repolarization; potassium ion transmembrane transport; membrane repolarization during action potential
Cellular component (GO): membrane
Molecular function (GO): inward rectifier potassium channel activity
Source: RefSeq, a predicted model, not a curated record